GCCACUUGGCACCACGUUGCGGCUAACUUUCCUCGCCGUGGCCAUGGGGCAGCAGCAAGCCACGCUCUGCCGCUCCGAGUGUGCUGCAGCAGAUGUGUCCACCGAGUUGUUGGAGUCGGGCCCUCCGCUGAUCAUUGCCGCGCCGGGGCUCGAAAAGAUGGGUAAAGACUUGGCCAAGAAGCUUGGCUCGGCAUCUCAAGAUAUUGCCGCCGUGGAUUGGGACAGCUUUCCUUCCGGCGAUCCAAACAUUCGAUUUCGUUGGCAAGACGUGCAAGGUCAACACGUUGUUUUCCUCUUCGACACGGUGGAUAGGUCGAAGCUCUUCGAGCAGCUAGCGUUGCUGCAACAGUUGCAAGGUUUUCCUUUGCCUGAUUCUGACGACAGUCCACGAAAGUGGAAGACCUAUGCGCAGGAAGGUCGCUACACCUGGGGCCGAGCACAUCGAAUCACCGUGGUGUUGCCAUGGUAUCGACCCUGUCAAAUGGAACGCACGAGUCGUUGGGAGGCGCUGGAGGAUGGAGCCUGGACCAAUGGUGCUCCUGAAGGCCGUUGGUUGGACAUCCCUUUCGCCCAAAGUCUGGCGGCACUGCUGGCAGCGCCGGCGCCCAAUCCGCCCGGCAAGGGGCCUGCCCUGGCGUUCGACUCGCGGCCAUUGGAGCCACUCUGGCGUCCCCCCGUGACCUUGUUCUUCGUGGAACUCCACGAGGAGGCGCCGGUGCGCUCAGCCGUCGCGGGCAGCACGGUGGCAAUCCGCAUGGAACGCUUCGUGCCGUUCUUCUUGUCGAAGUUUGGAGAUCAAAAGAGUUACCCGGGCAGAGCGCAGCUGUUUGUCCUGUUUCCCGACCAUGGUGCCUACCUUCGCUACUUCGCGAGCGUCAAGGAGGUCUUGCGAUUGGAGGAUGAUCAUAUCCUCUACAUCAACAAGACCAGGGUGGGAGAUAAGAUCAAGCAGGAGCAGAAGUUGUACUACCAGAAGCCUUCAGGCGAAGCCGAUCAACGAAGCCACUUUAAACGUGGGCAGCACGUGUUGAUCAUCGACGACUUCACCAACUCCGGCAGCACUUUGUUCGGCGCCGUGAGUUUGGUACGAAGUUUGUUAACGAGCGAGUCCGGCCAAGCGUUGACGGCAGAAGAACAAAAAGAAGCUUUACCGGUGUCCAUCUUUGUGAGUCACCUGGUGGCGGGCUAUCAGGAGUCCACUGUGGCGAAGAUUCGACAAAAGCUCCAUGAUCUAGGCAGCUGUCGCUUCUACACCACCGACAGCAUCCCCUCGACAACACAACACCUGGCAGAUGAGCCGCAGGCGGAGGUGCUCUCCACUGCCGAUUUCCUCAUCGACCACGUGAGAUGACGAAAAACGAGAUAUGCACCUGGUUGCAGGUGACAACGUUUGCCUCUGCAGUUCCGUGUGCAGCCUUCCUCCAAUCAGAGCUUGGAAAGAUUAACUUGAUGUAGGGAUGGGUCAAAAC
This is a messenger RNA of Cladocopium goreaui, 1469 nucleotides long. NCBI's taxonomy places the organism in Eukaryota, Dinophyceae, Suessiales, Symbiodiniaceae. The record is from the annotation of a GenBank genome assembly.